ACCUUCCUGAGUACCUGAGUGAGUGAGUGAGUGCCAGCGAGUGGGUGCGUGUUGUGGUCUGCAGAAACAUCAGCCUUUCCCUACACGCACACACGGGCACAAGCACACUAAGGCAUGUCUAUAUUACCUUUAUUACGCCGCCUAACUCCUCCAGUAAGGGCGUCCUGGCUCAGGUUACAAGGAAGGGACAUAAGCUACGUGGAAAGGGUUCGCUUCCUGCAGGAACUUAAGGUCCAUGAAUCGUUGUGCUCUUCCUUCAUCCCUGAUGGCAAGUUCCUGGUGUACCACUAUGGCAAGCCUCUACUGCGCGUGGACAAGGCCAACACUAAGGAUGCCAUUGUGUGGCUUACUUUCACAGAGAUGAAGAACUAUUACCCAGAGUUGUUAAGUUCCUACGUCCUGUUGGAUGUCUCAGAGGAGGGCAAGCCAAGGUACAGUGUGCAGGUUGGGGGGAUUCCGUCAUACACUAAGGAGAAGCUUGAAGAUGAGACAGGAGGCAUCUUCACAGACCUGCGGCUGGGGUUGUUCAUGGUCAACUGGCAAGAGGCUCACAUUCUCUCCCGUGCCAACUGUGUCCACAUGUGGAACAAAAACAAUGCUUUCUGUGGGAAAUGUGGAGCCCCAACCAAGAGAAAUGCAGCUGGUUACUCCCGGAAGUGUACGAGCUGUGACAUGACCCACUACCCAUCCUCAGCCCCAGUGGGCAUCGUGUUAGUGACUGACCCUGAGCACCAGCAUAUUGUCUUGGUGCGGCAGCCACGCCACCCUCAAGGAAUGUACUCCUGCGUUGCUGGCUUUUCGGAUGUUGGAGAGAGUCUGGAAGAGACAGUCCGUAGGGAAGUAGCUGAGGAAGUGGGGAUAGAGGUGUCCAAGGUGACGUACAUUGCCUCCCAGCACUGGCCCUUCCCUGGCUCCCUCAUGAGUGGCUGCUUUGCUGAGGUGGAAAAACAGUCGCUAGACAUUGACAAGGAUGAGCUGCAGGAUGCCCGGUGGUUCUCAAAGGAAGAGGUAGGAACUGCUCUGGCCAGGAUUGAUGCCAACCCUAAUCUGCGGCUGCGAGGAAACCCUUCAGGAGAGCUUUUUGUGCCACCCCCUGGGGCCAUUGCCUUUCAUCUCAUCUCCCACUGGUUCAAGGGAACACCAGUCCAAGAGAUUAACCAGCACAUCUACUGAGGAUGUGCCUGGGAACAUGCACAAUGUUGUGUAGCUUUAAGGCCACUUAACCAGAGGCACAAUGCUCCUGUGUCAAAGUGCUCAGGGAAUACAGUACCCACUGCCAACUUCC
Messenger RNA from Portunus trituberculatus (swimming crab), 1285 nucleotides. RefSeq names its product NAD(P)H pyrophosphatase NUDT13, mitochondrial-like. Gene Ontology annotation, molecular function: hydrolase activity; metal ion binding. NCBI's taxonomy places the organism in Eukaryota, Metazoa, Arthropoda, Malacostraca, Decapoda, Portunidae. The coding region runs from base 115 to 1173 and encodes 352 amino acids. The record is from RefSeq and is a predicted model, not a curated record. The transcript has 7 exons.